Messenger RNA from Metopolophium dirhodum (rose-grain aphid), 1830 nucleotides. Its product is annotated as zinc finger MYM-type protein 1-like. The transcript is spliced from 3 exons. Lineage: Eukaryota; Metazoa; Arthropoda; Insecta; Hemiptera; Aphididae. Bases 1 to 1830 code for a protein of 609 amino acids. The record is from RefSeq and is a predicted model, not a curated record.
AUGUGUUUGAACACUGAAUCGCCGAGAGGCGACAGUUGGGGCACGCUGGGCCCGACCGUCGGUGAUCGAGAUUUUUCAAAACAAAAAAAAAGAACAUUUUUAACAUCUUGGUUAAACAAAUAUGACUGGUUAGAACAUGAUCAAAUUAAUGAUAAAGCUUUUUGCAAAUUAUGUAAAUCUAUGAGUAGACUGAGUAGUAAUAGCAAUAAUAAUGUUUCUGUAUUUAUCUUGGAGGGCUUUAAAAAUUGGAAAAAAGUGGUGGAAAGGUUUAAUAUGCAUGAACGUUCAGAAUUGCACAAAACAAAUAUUGUUAAAAGUUCUUUUAUUAAAACAAAUGCUAAUGUAUAUGCUCAAAUUUCGGAUAGUCAUAAAAAAUCUAUGGAAGAAUCAAGAUUUGCUUUUGAUAAAAUAUUAUCUUCAAUAGUGUUUUUGGCAAAACAAGGCGUAGCAAUAAGAGGGCAUACUGAUGAAUCUGCAAAUUUCAAUCAGUUAUUAAAACUUCGAUCGGAAGAUUCGACUGAAUUAAAAAACUGGUUAGGUAGAACUACUUAUAAAUGGAUUUCCCACGAUAUAACAAAUGAAAUUCUUAGUAUACUUUCAAGAGAAGUCAUUAGAAACAUUAUUAUAAAAAUUAAAGAAAAUACAUUUUAUGCUAUUUUAUUAGACGAAACUAGUGAUAUUACAGUAAAAGAACAAAUUUCAUUUUGUUUAAGAACAGUGGACAAAGAAUCAUUUGAAAUUGAAGAAUAUUUUAUAGGAUUUUAUGAAACACCUAAAACUGAUUCUAAUACUCUUUUAAAUAUUUUAAAAGAUAUUCUAUGUAGAUUAGAGUUGAAUAUUCAUAAUGUUAGAGGACAAUGUUUUGAUGGUGCUAGCAAUGUUUCUGGAAUUCACAAAGGAUUACAAGCUAGAACUAAAGAAAUUGAACCUAGAGCAUUGUUUGUUCACUGUCAAGCUCAUUCUUUAAAUCUUGUUACCCAAGAUAGUAUGCGAAAUGUAGAAAAAGCUAGAGAUAUACUAAAUUUUAUAAGAGAAUUAAUUACAUUUAUCAAACAAUUACCCAAGAGGCUAUCUUGGUUUAAAAUGUUACAAACAGAAGAGAACGUGACUGCUCUAAGACCGUUUUGUCCAACUAGGUGGACGUUACGAUAUUCUAGUUUAUUAUCUGUUAUGGAUAACUAUAAUGAACUAUUGACAUUUUUAUCGGAUUUUUCAAAAACUGAAAAGAACGAUGCAGGAUGUAAAGCAAAAGGAUUUUUAAAACAAUUAAAAUCUUCAGAUACUUACAUAAUGCUUAAAAUAGUAAUUAGUACUAUUUCAAGUAUGAGAGAUACAUUCAAUAUUUUAUGGAAAUCUACAAAAAACGAAUGGUCAGAAUUAAAACUAGAUCCACCAAAAGAAUCUAGAAAACGAAAAAUGCCUCUUAAAUAUGAUGACAGUACAUCCCAGUCCUUUUUAUUUACACCUGAAAGUAAAUAUAAUAAAAUAUAUAAAGAAAUUAUUGAUCAUAUACUAUCUGGUUUACAAUUAAGAUUUAAUUCUGAAGUUCGAAUGUUUUUAAGUGAUGUUGAAAUGUUUUUUAUUGAUCCAAGUAUAUCACCACAAUUAAUUUGCGAAUUUUAUAAAGAUGAUUUAAAUAUUGAUAAACUAAAAUUGCACAGAGAUAUGUUUCAUGAUAUAAUUAGAGGCCAAGGCUUAAAUGUAUCAUCAUUUUCAGAUGUUUUAAAUAUUGCUAAAGAUAAACCACACUUGGUCAUUCAUUUAACCGAGCUCAGAAAAUGCAUACAAUUGAUAUUGACAGUACCAGUCACAACGUGUAGGUACUACUGA